UGCGGUCACGUGUGCCACUUUUGACCAGGAAAGGAGCACCGGCCAGCAGGGUCUUCUGGUAGUGGGAGCACCAACUCCGCACAGGCACCUCGCACCAGUGGAGUCUGGUCUCUGCAGCCCCUAACUGUCUCUCCCCCCGACAGCGAGACUCCCUCGUCUCAAGGAGGUUCCUGCCCUCACUUCGUCGUCGUUGUUUCUAUUGCCGAUUAAUUGUUUCUUACAAUAAGCUGAGGGGGACGCGCGAAGUCCUAACAGAGGCGGAACGAUGACAGCUGUCGAAACCCAAAUUACAUACAGCAACUCUUACACGAUCCAACAUGAAGAGGCGUAUAUGACCCAAGAGGAAGACUGGGACAGGGACCUGCUGCUGGACCCUGCCUGGGAGAAGCAGCAGAGAAAGACCUUCACAGCUUGGUGUAACUCCCACUUGAGGAAGGCCGGGACACAGAUUGAGAACAUUGAAGAGGAUUUCAGAAAUGGCCUCAAACUCAUGCUGCUGCUGGAGGUCAUAUCAGGCGAGAGGCUGCCCAAACCCGACAAAGGCAAGAUGCGUUUCCACAAGAUCGCCAACGUGAACAAAGCUCUGGACUUCAUCUGCAGCAAGGGGGUCAAGCUGGUGUCUAUUGGUGCUGAGGAAAUUGUUGACGGUAAUGUGAAGAUGACUCUUGGUAUGAUCUGGACCAUCAUCCUGCGUUUCGCCAUCCAGGACAUCUCUGUGGAAGAGACCUCUGCUAAGGAGGGUCUGCUGCUGUGGUGCCAGAGGAAGACUGCCCCCUACAGGAACGUCAACGUGCAGAACUUCCACAUCAGUUGGAAGGAUGGCCUGGCCUUGUGUGCCCUCAUCCACAGACACAGACCUGACCUCAUUGACUACUCCAAACUGAGAAAGGAUGACCCCAUUGGUAACCUGAACACUGCCUUCGAGGUGGCUGAGAAGUUCCUUGACAUCCCCAAGAUGCUCGACGCUGAAGAUAUCGUGAACACACCCAAGCCUGAUGAGAAGGCCAUCAUGACCUACGUGUCCUGCUUCUACCACGCCUUCGCCGGUGCUGAGCAGGCUGAGACAGCUGCCAACCGUAUCUGCAAGGUGCUGGCCGUCAACCAGGAGAAUGAGAAACUGAUGGAGGAGUACGAGAAACUGGCCAGCGAGCUGCUCGAGUGGAUCCGCCGCACCAUCCCCUGGCUGGAGAACCGCGUGGCCGAGCAGACCAUGCGCGCCAUGCAGCAGAAGCUGGAGGAUUUCCGUGACUACCGUCGCAUCCACAAGCCGCCCCGUGUGCAGGAGAAAUGUCAGCUGGAGAUCAACUUCAACACCCUGCAGACCAAGCUGAGGCUCAGCAACAGGCCCGCCUUCAUGCCCUCCGAGGGCAAGAUGGUGUCGGAUAUUGCUAAUGCCUGGAAGGGUCUGGAGCAGGUGGAGAAGGGCUACGAGGAGUGGCUGCUGACCGAGAUCCGCCGCCUGGAGAGACUCGACCACCUGGCUGAGAAGUUCAAGCAGAAGUGUGCCAUGCACGAGUCCUGGACUGGAGGUAAGGAAGAUCUUCUGUCCCAGAAGGAUUACGAGUCGGCCUCCCUGAUGGAGAUCAGAGCCCUGAUGAGGAAGCACGAGGCCUUUGAGAGCGACCUCGCCGCUCACCAGGACAGAGUGGAGCAGAUCGCUGCCAUCGCCCAGGAGCUGAAUGAGCUGGACUACCAUGAUGCUGCCACAGUCAACGCCCGCUGCCAGGGCAUCUGUGACCAGUGGGACAACCUGGGCACCCUGACCCAGAAGAGGAGGGACGCACUGGAG
Messenger RNA from Stegastes partitus (bicolor damselfish), 1789 nucleotides. RefSeq names its product actinin alpha 3b (gene actn3b). NCBI's taxonomy places the organism in Eukaryota, Metazoa, Chordata, Actinopteri, Pomacentridae. The annotation marks the transcript as partial. The record is from RefSeq and is a predicted model, not a curated record. Gene Ontology annotation, molecular function: protein binding. The transcript has 13 exons.